AUGUUUUUGCUGCUGCUGCCGCUGCUGCUGGCCACCAGCGUUCUGGCGCGCGGCAUCUCCAGCCCCGAGGGAGCCACCUGUCUCUACAUAGCCAACAAUUCCACCAACUUCCGUUUUGACUGCAAGGACGACGAUCUCGCGUACAAGUGCCGGUGCCGGUGUCCGGCGUUUUUGGGCUCGGUGCUGUUGUGCAUCGAAAAGUUCAGCAGCGACUCCUCCACGCUCACCAGGGCCUACGACUAUAUGCUUGACGUUUGCGAGAACCAGGCCCUUGUCAAGUACAACUUCACCGAUCUCGUCAAGCAGAACCAGAACGCCACCGCGCACUACCUUGACCACUCUGCCGCGGCAAAUCUGACCGUGCUGCACCACCCCAUCAUGUUUAACGACGAGAUGUACAACACCACGUACCAGAGCGUCGCCGCGCUGCUGCACCACCGCCAGCUUGCCACCACGUACGGCCACGCGCUGCUCGGGUACUGGGGGUGCGUCUUUGUGUGGGCGCUUUUCUUCAAUAUCUGCCGAUGGUGCUUCCCGUACAUUUUUUCGAGCCUGUGCAACCACAAAUUUGCGAAAUGGACGCGCCGCCAUUUUAUCUCGUCGCUCGUGGUGUCGCCGAGCCCUUCCAAGACGGUGCGCACGACAUGGCUGGCGCGGUGUCAGCACGCUGCCCACGCUGUGCUGCAGCGCCUGCCCGUCCGAAUCCACGUACUCACCAUCUCCGCCUACAUCCUGCUGGUGGCCGUGCUCUGUUGCGUCAACUACCGCACAGUGUUGCCCAACAGCGUGUUUAAGUGCCCCAAGGGCCAGCGCUGGGUCAACAUCGCCGACCGGACCGGCAUUCUCGCGAUCAGCCAGCUCCCGCUCUGUUUCCUGUUUGCUGCGCGCAACAACCCGCUGCUCAUCCUGACCGGCGCGUCCUACAGGGAGUUCCAGAUGUACCACCGCUGGGUCUCGCGGGUGGUGUUUGUGCUGAUUGUGCUGCACACGGCGUUCUAUCUGCUCUACGUGGACACCCGCGGCGACUACAUUGCGCGGUGGGGGCUCACGAAAUGGCGGUGUGCCAACGCCGCUUUUUCGGCCGUCACGCUCGCCACGUUGGCCGCGUUCUUCCGCGCACCGUUCUACGAGUGGUUCAAGAUGUCGCACAAGCUGCUUGUCGUGGUAUUUGUCGUCGGCGUGUGGUACCACUGUCUCACGCUGGGCUGGAUCGAGUAUGUGGCGGUGUCGUUCAGCAUCUGGGCCGCAGAGUACGCGCUGCGGCUCGGCAAGAUGCUCGUCAGCGGCGGCGUGCUCAAGGGCCGCUGCAAAGUGCUGUUUGAGACCGUUCUGGACGCAGACGGGUACAAGGAGGUGCCGCACGCGAUCCGCGUCGAAAUCAACCAUUCCGGCUGGUGGAGACCGUUUCCCGGCGCAUACUGCUGGAUCUACUUCCUGCGUGCCGACAUGUUCUGGCAGGCACAUCCGUUCACGAUCGUGUCGUCUGCGGCAGAGGAAAAUUUCAACCAACUAGUUCUGAUUAUCCGUGUUAAACAGGGGCUCACCAAAAACCUGGCAGAAUACAUAGCCACUAAGCCCAACCACGAGGCGUACGUGCCGCUGCUGGUCGAAGGUCCGUACGGCUCGACGAUCCCGUUCAAGGCGUACGAGCACUCCGUUUUCGUCGCCGGCGGCGUCGGCAUGACCGUCGUCUACACCCUGGCGCUGUAUUUGGCACAGACGUACAGGGCCCAAAUUUUGCGCGGCCAGAAAGUCCGGACAGACAAAUCCAUUAGCAUUGUGUGGGUGGCGCCCAACUUCGAGUCGCUCAUGAGCUUCAAGCGCGAAAUCGAGAGCAUCCAGCGGUUCGAGGGCCUCGUGGAGCUGCAGGUGUUCAUCACGAGAGACCUGGUGGAGCCGGAGCUGAAGUGGGUGGCCGACCAGGAGGCCAAGACGGAGGACGAGCGGCUUGUGAACGAGAUGUUUGGCGACUGCAAGCUGGCACUGGCCGAAAAAGUGGACUUUUUGCAGCGACUGGUGCGCGACGAGGUGUGCUACGUGAGCUUAAACUUGGACCAGAAGCCAGACCUGUGCCGCGAGCUGAGCAGCUACAUUGCGGGUCUACGGGGCCCCACAGCGGUGAUUGCGUGCGGGCCGGCGUCGAUGAAUGCGGACGUGCGCCAUUCGACGGUCGAGAGUCUGCGCGGCGACGAGAACGUGGACUACUUUGAGGAGGAGCUGCUGUGGUGA
Molecule: messenger RNA, 2229 nt
Organism: Ogataea parapolymorpha DL-1
Lineage: Eukaryota; Fungi; Ascomycota; Pichiomycetes; Pichiales; Pichiaceae
Exons: 1
Coding region: 1-2229 (742 amino acids)
Biological process (GO): iron ion transport; intracellular iron ion homeostasis; copper ion import
Cellular component (GO): plasma membrane
Molecular function (GO): ferric-chelate reductase activity
Source: RefSeq, a predicted model, not a curated record